AUAUUAUUUUAUAAAAUAUGGAAAAAUAUUUUAAUUAGAAAAGUUAUAUUCGAACACUUGGCACUUUUUAAGUUGUAUAAUAUUAGUUAUUUAAAUCUUAAUAGUGAACCAUUUUUAAAUCAUCUAUUAUCGAAUGAAAAUUACUAUUACUGCAAAUCAUUUGUGAUCAACAAUAGUAGCUUUUUAAAUGAUAUUCCAAAUGAUAUCGAUAAAUUAAAUAUAAAACCAUAUUUUAUCAGCACUCAAAUGGAUAAAAGGAAUGUCUUACCAAGUUCACUUAUAACCUUAAAAAUAAUUGGCAGUUGUAUUAUUUAUAAUAAUUCUAUUCCAGACUCUGUUCAGUUUUUAUCAUUUGAGGAUUUCAACAUUAAAUUCGCAAAUGAACAUUUUUUACCAUCAAAUUUAAAAACUAUUUCAUUUGGUCAGUUAUAUAAUAAACCAUUCAAUUCAAGAACCUUUAAGAAAUGCACUCAGUUAAAGUCUAUUUAUUUGGGCAGAGACUAUAAUCAAGUUAUUGAACCAAAUACUUUUCCAAAUUCUUUAGAGGAGCUCAAUUUUAGUGAAGAUUCUUUAUUUAACCAACCAUUAAAAUUCAAUUAUACCUUAAAGUACUUGCAAUUUAAAGAUCUUGUUCAUUAUGGUGGUAAUUUAAUGUCAAUUUAUACUAUUCCAUCCUCUUUAGAAACAUUGGUAUUUGGCGAGGUGUACGAAGCUUCAUAUAUAGGUUUUAUAAGAUCAUUAAAAAAUUUAAAAACACUCAAGAUUGGUAAAAUUUAUCAU
Messenger RNA from Dictyostelium purpureum, 780 nucleotides. RefSeq lists its product as uncharacterized. The annotation marks the transcript as partial. The record is from RefSeq and is a predicted model, not a curated record. The transcript is spliced from 3 exons. Lineage: Eukaryota; Evosea; Eumycetozoa; Dictyosteliales; Dictyosteliaceae.